Messenger RNA from Epinephelus fuscoguttatus (brown-marbled grouper), 5673 nucleotides. It is a transcript of the gene tmem198ab, whose product is annotated as transmembrane protein 198b. Lineage: Eukaryota; Metazoa; Chordata; Actinopteri; Perciformes; Serranidae. The record is from RefSeq and is a predicted model, not a curated record. Gene Ontology annotation, cellular component: cytoplasmic vesicle; plasma membrane. Gene Ontology annotation, biological process: positive regulation of canonical Wnt signaling pathway. The transcript is spliced from 5 exons. Bases 864 to 1955 code for a protein of 363 amino acids.
CAAUAAAGUCGAAUCAAAUAAAUCAAUAUAUGUGGAACACUCUGUAACUGUAUGCAGCACGUGUAUGUGGUCGUCUGGUGGGAGGGGCUAAGAACAGAGCGGCUCCAGACUUCUGCCUCCUCAGCUCUAGACGCAAGGUAAGCUGCACAAACUGCAGUGAGGUGAGAGUAAGAUUUGAGUUCACCUCCUUCAGAGAUCAGUGUUCCUCCACCACCUCUCCAGCGGUGUCAUGCUGCUGCUGCUGUUGUCAUGUCCUCACCGUGUCCAUGUGUCUGUCUGACCGAGACACGUGAUGACACACAUACGAACAUGCAAUGAUCCUGCUGCCACCGGCCUCAUGCUGCCCUGCACACGGUCACGUUUCCCCCUCAUCCCCGGCCCGUAUUGAUUGACAUGUGCAGAGGGACGGCAGGCUGGCGUGCCAGGUUAUCGGCAGGACGAUUGACGACAACAGCCUCUCACUUCCCGGAAGCUGACAUGUAAACCGGUGACACACUCGGUCUUCCGCUGCGAGCGGCGGGACGCUGGCACCUCGUUCUGAUCUCGUCAUGAACAGGCCUGUUGUUGGCAGCUCACCCACCAGCCUGUUACCUUGGAUGGCUCGUGAACAACACUGAGAGACAGAGAGAGGUCUGUCUGCACCGUGCGCUCCGGCUCAUUCUCUCAUCCAACUGCCGGCGUUCAGACACAGCGGAGAGGAAGUUGUCGGAUGAGGACAUGCUGCAGCCUCGGUUGAAUGGGCAGAUUUCUCAGGUGAAACCAUGCGGCUGUGUGGUGCUCCCUAGCCUCCCCUGUCCCUCGCCUCCCACCUGAUCUCCUCUCCUCCUCCACCCCCCUCUUCCUCCUCUGUCCUCCUGCUCACCAUGACGACCCCCCUGGAGAUGCUGCUGGCUCAGCCCAACCAGGAGCUGAGCCACGAACGGCUGGAUGGCUGCGAGGACAUCGCCGGGCGCUACAAGGUGGUGCCCUCCGUGGUCUGCUCCAUGUGCUGCCUCUUCGGCAUCAUUUACUGCUUCUUCGGCUAUCGCUGCUUCAAAGCGGUGAUGUUCCUGACGGGCCUGAUGUUCGGCUCCGUCGUCAUCUUUAUGCUCUGCUACAAGGAGCGCGUUCUGGACACCCAGCUGAGCGUGGAGGCCUCGGUGGGCAUCGGCCUCGGCAUCGGCACGCUCUGCGGCCUGGUCACCAUGCUGGUUCGCAGCGUGGGCCUCUUCAUGGUGGGCCUGCUGCUGGGCCUGCUGGUAGCCGUGGCCACCCUGGUGGGCAUGGAGGAGCUUUCCAACAGCCCGCCGCGCUCCGUCUGGGUGCCCCUGGGCGUGCUGCUUGGCCUGGGCAUGCUGUUCGCCGUGCUCACCCUGCAGUGGCAGCGUCUCUUUACCACGCUGUCCACGGCGGUGUUCGGCGCAGCGGUCAUCACUGUGGCGUUAGACUACUUCGUGGAGCUCUUCGCCCUCGUGCUGUACAUGUAUGAGCGGAUGAAAGCGGUGCCUGGGAAGCCUGUGUGCUGGCUGACGUGGGUGGUGCUCGGGGUGUGGCCUGCCCUCACCCUGCUGGGUGUCAUGGUCCAGUGGAAGGUGACUGCUGAAGGAUACUCCCAUACCAAGGUGAUCAUCAGCCGGCAGCAGAGGAGGAUGCAGGUGAUGCGGAUUCGUCAGCGGGACGAUCGCUAUCGCAACAAGAAGAAGAAGAAGCAGCAGCACGGCUCCUCCCACCAUCACCACCAGGCCAAGCAGCUUCACACUGAGCCCGCCUACCGCCGCAAACCCAACCCUAUCCGCCGCUACGACACGGACGUCCUCUCACCAAGCUACAUCCAGAGUUUCCGAGACCGGCAGGUCCAGGCGCAGCCCAUCCCGAGCCGGCUGGUCGGCGGCCCCCACACCGUGGUGGACGUUGGCUACGACUGCGGCUCCACGACGCCCCUCACCGGAGCUGCGGCCCCUGCGUUGCGUGUCUGAACACUCCUUCACCUCCCAGAGGCCUGAACACACCACGCCACCUGAGAGAUGCGUGACUCUGCAAUCACUACUCCACCUGGGUGGAACCACACCUGUGCUAGAACAAAACGCCACUGGGUUUCAAUGCAAAGGGUUUAAACAUAAUCUGGGUUCAGCCACGCCCCUAAGAGGAUGAAAUAUAUCUAGGGCUGGAUUUACCCACAAUGCAAAUCACGUUUAACCCUUUUACUAAUUAAAUUUUGGAUCAUAAGGCUCCGUCAGUGUGGUGCAGAGGCUCGACCUCUUUUCACUGUCUUUCAAAUGCACAAACACAUGCACGCACUCACACAAACACACACUGCAGCUACAAUCUCCAGGGUCGACGUGGAAACCCAGAGCAGCCCGCUGUACCCGACCCCGGCCUGUUUGUCACCGUCUCCAGUCAAACCACAUCAGGGAUCUCAGUUUCAGCGCAAACCCGCCUCAGGUUCAAACCCAAAAAUCAAAAUCAACCCUGGUUUCUACCGCUGCCGCCGAUUUUCAACUCAUGGUGCAGAAGGAACUCGUUCCUCAGCCUGUAGGCAUCUUAAAAGUCCAACAAAGAUCAUCUCUAAAGGGAAGUAAGGGCCCUUAAAUGCAAGCCGGGAUCUUUUAUUUCUUUCUGUGCCAUGCGGACUACAACAACCGUCCCUGAAACGGGGAGAGACGUCUUUAAUGUUUAAAGGGGGGAACCCUUCGUCACCCUUGGUGCUGGACGAUCUUCAAGCGUCAAACUGCUCUCUGACGGCCGGGGAAUCUGUUUAAAUGGGUGCCUUGCCCCUCUGUGGACUGUACCACUCAGCAACAGGAGGGGGGUUACUGGCAGAUCUCCCAUCGAUGGCUUGUUUUUGCAUUAAAUGUGAUCACAGAAGGAUUUCUCAGCCAUGGAGCUACAACAAGCAGGGUAAAAAAAAAAGAUCUUGUUGGAGUGGAGUUGGCUUCUUGUCUUAACAGAUGCCUGGACAUACGAGGAGGAUUUGCUUUAAGCCGACAGCAAGAGAGCCGCGUUUACACUGGCACCUCAUCUGAGGUUUCACACAACGCAGAAAAAAGGAAACAACAAUCUGAUUAUUUAACAACCUGAGUGUCGUCCCUGCUGCAGCGCAAACUGUUCGUCCUCCAAGAGAUUAUUUAUGCUGCUGAGCCGAGAAGUGAUAGUGAAAGUUAUGUUUCACUUUCUUCCUGUUUCCUGCUGCGGAGCAAUCAAAAUCUGAGCCGUUAUAAAACGAGCAGAAGAAGCAGGUGAAAGUUUAAAAUCUUCUCCGGGAUGAUCAGAUUUGUACGGAGCCCCUGAAGUCCCAGAAGAUUAAAUUUUUAAUUCUGAGCUCACAAGAUAUUUGGCUUGUUAAAGUUAAAGUUUUAAAAUGUUGAUAUCUUGUGCAUACAAAGUAAUGACUUGUUCCCUCAAGGUAAAAACUUGUGUGCUCAAUGUAACUUGUUCCCACAGCAUAAAAGUUAUUAUCGAGUGGGAACAAGUUAUUAUCUUCAGGAAAAGUGUGUACAAGAUAACUUGUUCCCACUCGAUAAUAACUUUUAUGCUGUGGGAACAAGUUAUCAUCAUGUGGGGAAAAAGUUUUAUUGUGUGCAUUUGUUCCCACAAGAUAAUAACUUGUUCACAAAACAUAAGUUAUUCAGUGGGAAUACGAUAUUAUCUUGAGGGAACAAGUGCACACAAUAAAACUUUCCCCCCACAUGAUGAUAACUUGUUCCCACAACAUAAAAGUUAUUAUCUAGUGGGAACAACUAAGUAAGUAAGUUAUUAUUGAGGGAACAGUGCGCACAAGAUAACUUGUAACAUGGUAAUAACUUUUAACCCACAAGGUAAUAAUUUGUGCACACAAGAUGAACGUUAAUAUCAAGUGGGAACAAGUUAUUACCUUCAGGAAAAAAUGCAAGAUAACUCGUUCCCACAAGAAAAUAACUUUUUCCGCAAGAUAAAAGUUAUUUUCUUGUGGGAACAAGUGAUAACUUGUUCCCACAUGAUAACAAUUUGUUCUCUCAAGAUAAUAACUUUUCCCACAAGAUAAAAGUUAUUAUCUUGUGCACACAAGAUAACUUGUUCCCACAAGAUAAUUACUUGUUCCCACGAGAUAGUAAUUUGUUCCUACAAGACAAUUGCUGGUUCCCACAAGAUAAUUACUUUUUCCUUUAAAAUAAUAACUUGUGCACAAGAUGAGUUGUUCUCACAAGAUAAUAACUUGCGCGCAUGAGAUGACUUGUUCUUGCGAUAUAACUUGUUCCCACAACAUUAAGUUAUUCCUAGUGGGAACAAGUGCGUGCAAGAUAGCUUGUUCCCACAAGAUAAUCAUUUUCCCAUAUAAUAAAAGUUACUAUCUUGUGUGCACAAGAUAACUUGUUCCCACACAAUAAUAACAUGUAUGCACAAGGUAAUAACUUGUUCCCUCAAAUAAUCACAUGUUCCCUCAGAGUGAUAGCUUGUUUUUACAAGAUAGUUAUUGGUUCAUACAAGAUAAAGGUCAUCUUGUGCUUUAAAGACGAACUGUUCCCACAUAUUAGUAACUUGUUCCCUCGAGAUAAUAACUUGUGUGUACAAGAUAAAAGUUAAAAUCUAGAGAGAACAAGUUGUUAUCUUGAGGGAACAAGUGUGUACAUGAUGACUUGUUCCCACAUGAUAAUAACUUGAGGAACUUCUGGGGCUCUGUAGAUGUGUGUAAUCAAAAUGCUAAUAGUUUAUUGAUAUUAAAACAGUGACUCCAGGCUGAGACGUCAGUGUAAACAAGGCUCGGAGCGUGCGGAUGAAAGACUCGGACUCGUGGCCAUACCAACUUGUACUUAGACCAACAACUUCUUCCAUUAUGUGCAUUGAUUUUCUUUCUUUGGGACGACAUAACGUUUCUGUCACCAGUGAAAAUGUGAAUACUUUGUUACUGUCUUUACCUUUUUUAAAGGAAAAGCAAACAAAUGUGCGGGGGGGUGGGGGCAGGGGGGGAAUGUAUGUUUUUAUUCAUCCGUUGGAAACGGACAAUGCAUGAUCUCACCCCUCCGUCCCGUCCCGUCCCCACUCCGCCCUGCGUGGCUUCGUUUUGGCUCCCAUCAAACACCCUCCGCCCCUUCCAUGUGCAUCGAUGUGAAAUUUGUACAUAAAACACAGCACUUAUUAACUUUCUUUCUUUUCUUAUUUUUACCAUUUUAUCAUUUCAUUUAAACUGUUUUUUUUUCUUUUUCUUAGGACUCUAAUUUAAUUGUUCUUUUCCAGUGGGAUGUAUUUAUUUGCUGAUUUAUUUAUUUCUGGAGCUGUUGCGUAAAGGAGAGUGCAAUGUCAUCACUGUAGGCCAGUAACUCCAUGCUUUUUUUAAAAGAUUGAAUUAUGACUAUGAUUAUUAAAGCAUGUGUUCCUAUGGGCCUGUACACCAUCCAUCUGUGUGAGUCGUCUGUUCGCUCAAGGACAUGCAGACAUCAAGCAGCUGAAACAUGAAAUACACUUUACUUUUAUUAGCAAAUAAUAUUUGAAAAUCACAAGAGAAUAUCCCUCCUUCUCCUCCUCCUCCUCCUCCUCCUCCUCUCUACCUCACACAGCCUCCUAUCUCUGCCUUCAUCUCCAGACACCCUGUAAUCUCCCCCUCCAUCUCCUCCUUGUUAUCUGUCCUCUCUGCGUCCCCUCACUGAUAAGCACUCGCACAUACAGUUCACUUCAUCCUCCUCAGAGCUCCUGAUUGCACAAAAAAGUGACUCUGACCUU